Pelodiscus sinensis (Chinese soft-shelled turtle) is the source of this 9737-nucleotide messenger RNA. NCBI's taxonomy places the organism in Eukaryota, Metazoa, Chordata, Testudines, Trionychidae. The record is from RefSeq and is a predicted model, not a curated record.
AUUUGGGUCCUGACCCAUAGGUUGGGAAACUCUAGGCAAUUCUGUAGAGCCCUCCUCUUAAUGGAGGAUGGUCCUAGGGAUAACCUUCUUAGUCCUGAGACAUGGUUCCCCACACUUCUCCCUAGUCCAUCUAACCAGUACAGGGAGACUCCAGUACAUCUGUUCCAUGUAAAUUUCUUGAACUGUCCAUAUUUCAGUGGUGCAUUUUAAAGAAGUGUGCCAUUCUUAGAAACAGUAGUAUCUAAAGAAUGUGUACUCCUGUGUGUUCCUUCAUCCCUCAACAAAAUUUAGGAAACGUAGUGCAUAAAACUAUUCAUGUAAUAGUAAAUUGGUACCGUUAAAGUACUCAGAAAAUGAAGAGAUUAAGGUUUUGAUAGUUAACUAUUCCAAAUAGAAACUGGUAACUCAGUGAGUAGGGUAAUUUCUGCAUAUUUUUUUCACCUGUACAAGGGAUUCUAUUAAGGGGAAUUAUGAUUGAUUAUGAUUGAUUUGGGGUUUAAUGAAUGAUUAUCAUUCUGUUUCAUAUUGGGACACUUUUCAUUGUAUUUAAAUCGACUUACUGCUCUAGGUGCUACUUUGCCAAGACUUUAUUGGUGUUCAGUUUAAAUCUUCUCUGGACAUACCUCUCUCCCUGAGGAUAGGAAAGACCAAUAUGGUAUCUUCAACAGUGUUUCAGAAAGGAAGGAAAGUUUCCAUGCUAAGUGCUUACAGUUUGUUUAUUUGCCUUUAUUAACCUUCCUAAAUGUGUUUGAAUGUGUGACUUUCUCCCUCCAUUUCACCCCCAAAAUCUACUUUCUACGUCCAGAGCAAGGACUGGUUGAGCAGGAGGACCCUCAGAUAAACCAGAGUGGGAAAGAAGUUUCAAGAAUUUGCUGCACUGAAAUGGCAGAGCCUCUGAAGAGUAAAGACACACUCCCAAAGAGACCAAGGAGGGCUGUUGCAUGUUUUGCAUGGUACCAAGGCAGGGGCCUUCAAUCUUAUAAAUCUCAGAAGGUGGUUGGGAGAAGGAAUUAUAGUGGUGUUAAAUCAGAAGAAAACCAAACAAAUGUACAGGUGACACCUGAAAUUCUGCCAAAGCCCACUGAAGAAAUACAAGGUAUGAAGGCUGUUGGGACUAGGAUAUUUAGUAAAGCAGGACACGGGAAUUACAGAGUGAGUAAAGGUCUUCCAACUGAGACAAAUGAAUGCCCAGAUAUAGACGUUAUCACGGCCAGUGGUGAGGUUUCAGAAACCAGUACUUUAUUUUCCAUAGAGCCUUUAACAGUUGUGGAGACUGGCUCAACAAAAGAAUAUCCUCACGAAGAAAAAGAAUAUAAAGGAUUAACAACCUGUACUACUAUAUCAUUGACCACAAGGGAUUGUACAAUCUCUUAUUCGGAGACUGGAGAAAUAGGCUUGUUUAGAUCAAGCCAUGUUAAUGAAAGUAAUAUAACACCUGCCAGUUACCAGACUUAUGAGCAAGAUGAAGAAAACAACCCGCAUAACUACAGUGCUUUUCAUAUAUCUCAAAGUAGUGAAGUUGAUAUACCUCUCUCAAAAGAAAGUUCUGAAGCUUUAAGGGCUCCACUGAAGAGUUUGUGUGGUCUGGAUUCUGAAAAUAUGCCACUAGAAGAGAACACUGAGUUCUGUGAAAUACAGGAAGCAUAUCUUGCUAAUGAAAGAGAGAGACCAAGUUGUAAUGGUGGUAGUCAAAGAACUGAAUUUCUGAAGAACUGGAUCUCCAGACCUGUGAUGGAAGAACAGCUCUCUCCAGUCCAGAGUGGAGAAAUAGCCACUGAUAAGGCUGAACAAUUGGAAAUGGAUAGUUGCACUGACCAUUCACCCAGUUGUGGUUAUGGGAAAGUUGCUGAAAUCAGGAGAGAAACUGCAACAAAGAACAGUUGUGACAUGAAUAAUGGGCAUGACGUUCAUUCAGAGAGCUCUGAUUUGCCAAUUCCUAGUUCUGUUGCUUCAUCAGCAGAAUUUCCACCAGGAGACUUAAUCUCUUCAGAAAUUAACUUUAAAAAGGAUGGGAACCAGUGGCAAAUAGGUAUUAAUGAUGUAUGUUGGGGUGGUGUAGUAAAACGAUGUACAAAGGAAAAUAACACUUUAUUGGUGAAUACAAAAAACCUUGUCAGUAUUGAGACUGGAGACUUGCAUACAUGUUCUAGUAAUGGCUACAAUAAAUAUGCAAACUCUCUUCCCACUGUUCAUGACUCUCUGGACUAUGGCACCAAGUUGGAUGAUGUUUUUCUUGAAGCACCACUGGUUGAAAAAGAAGUUAGCAGCAGUUCAGUGAUAGAAGAUCUGGAUAAUAGUUCUGAAAAAACUCCAGAAGCAAUUGGUGUUAAUGUCAACCUGCCUACGUACAAAGAAACAGACUUUACUUGCACAUCAAGUGAAGCUCUUGGUCAUGAUGCAAAAGAAUCAAGAGUACCUCAGGGGCUUCCAAGUGAACCUUAUUAUGGUAAUGCCGAUGCAGUUUCAAACAGAGAUUUGUGCCUGGACAGGCUACCUAAAAACAUACCCCUCCUUGCUUCUGCAAAGCUGGAAGCACAAUCUGUGGGCCUUCAGCUUAAGAAUGAAGAAUUGUCUUUAGCAAAUCAUAGUUUCAAUAUUACUUAUGUAACAAGUAAAGGUUCCCAGAAAAGCAUGAACUCUGUACUGAGGCAUACAAAGAAGAUUGUCACCAAUAUGGAAAAUGAAAAAAGUGACACGUGUAUUCAUAAUGACCAGUAUAUGGAAUACCACUGUUCAGCUGUUAAGGACUGUUUCAUCUUAUCUGAUGGUACCAGCUUGGAUAAUGCUAUGCUGAACAAGGAUUCUUUUAAAGCUCAGAUUGAGUUGAAGACUGAAAAAGCUACUUGCUUGGAAACACAACAGUUACUUGUACCUAAUGAUGAAAAAGCAGUCAGCCUUCCUGAGGAGAACAUUCAUUUAGCAUGUGAAUCUGUUCCUCGUGCAGAUGAUUGGAAUUGCAAUUGUGUGUUUAAGAAGAUGCCAAAUUAUACUUCCGCAGCAGAAAGGUUGUUGCAUUCAGCUGGCAUUCUUGAUGAUCUAAUAAUGGACUCAUUGGAAGUGAAGAGUUCAAAUACAAAUAUUGAGGUAGAAAGCUUGAAACGCUAUGAUGAUGCUUGUGAAAAUACAAAGGAAAGGCUAGAUUCUGACAACAUAGAAAAAAUUACUGUUACGGGUAAGGGACAAGAACAGAUUAACUCUUGUGCAUUACAGAAAGAUGAAAAGGAUAAAAUAGAAAUUCUGGAUAGUGUAAACGCUUACAAAGACAGUCACCAUGAUGAGGCCAGUGAGCAGUCAGUCAGCACAGAUGUGAACAAAAGCAAGGAUCAAGAUGGACACCAAAUAUACAACACAACAGUGGUCCUGGGAGAGAGAGAACUAAAGAUGUACAAGACGACUGCAUUACCUUGUGAAUACCAUCUCUCUGAAGACACUGUUUCAAAGAGUGAUGCAGACUCCAGUAUUCCAAGUCACAAAACAUGUUCUAAGCAAUCCUUUGAUUUAGAAUUGUCAUGUUUUCAACAUUCAGAGCAACUAAAUGAUACUGUUUGUCAGGUGGAAAAUCAAAAUCUUGCGUGUCAAAUUGAGCUUAUUGGACCAGUUUCUCACAAGCAAAAUGAAACCCGGGUAGCAAAUGAAGUUCUAGAGUUCCAACACUGUGACUUGGACAACUCAAAGCACAUAUCAAACACUGGUGUGCAAACUAUAACAAGUUCAGUGGAACAACCUGUGAGAGCAAUCUCCUCCAAGGAAAAUGAAUUGUUAACUCUAAAAGAUGAAAAGAGAACUCGAUUGAUUCAUGAGUUUUUAGAAGAAAAGAUUUUUCAAGGACCUUACCAAAAAAUUAUGGUAGAUACAGACUUAUCAGAAUAUACAGUCAUCAGUGAUUCAUCAGAAGCAAAGAAAGUAGAAUUAAAAGAAUCCAAUAAUGUAGGUGCCGGUUCCAGGGAAGAUCAUGGAAUUUUUAAAGACAGUACAGUAAAUGCAGACCAUUCAGAAUACACAGACUCUGUCAGUAGUGCAAAGGAGGAUCAAAAAGAAUAUACAAUACUGGUAGAAAAUUCCAAACUUUCUCCAUUAGUGAACAUUGGUAGCUUGGUUAUGGAUCCAGAAAAUAAAAUUAAGACCAUUGUUGAUUCCUUUUCUGUCUUUCUUUCAGCCUCCAAGAGUCUUUCAUGUGUGCCAGAAGAAACAGCUAUCAUUCCAGGAAUCAGAAGAGAAACCUGCUUACUGUUGGAUUCUGCAGUAAAUCAUAGAAUUGUAGAAAUAAAGAAAACUUGUCCUCAGUCAGGAUUUGUGACUUUUACAGUUGCUGAUGGUCCAGAGAGCAAGAACCCAGUGCAGUCAGAAGAAUUCUGUGUGAACCAAGAGCUUUCCAGUGCUAAAGAUGUAAUUUCUGAAACCCCUUUAGCUCUGAGCUCAGAAAUCUGCCUACCACAAAGAGAUGAACUGCUUGCAACAUCUUGGAAUGUACAAAUAGCUGACCAGGAUUCAUCUUCAACGCAUGCCCUCUGUAAUGACUACUCUGCUACAGACCCUCUUGUGCAGACACUUGAGAGAAGAACUGAUAGCAGUGACAGCUCAUCUGAAGCGAGAGAGAAAGCAAUUGGCUCCCUAAAUGAAGUUAAAUUAGAAGUGUAUACGGCAAGUCAUGCUCGCAGCAGUGAGAGUUCUGUAAGUGCAGGGGAUAGCGAGCCAGUUGUAAAAGAGAUGGAUGUAACUUCAUCUGAUAAUAGUGAUUGUGUCGCCGAUCACUCAGAAUUAGUAAGUGUUAAGUUGCUUUCAGAAACUGUAGACAGUUAUCUGGAGUCUAAAGACUUAAUUAACAGUGAGACAUCAGACAUCCAUCAGACAACAGAUAGCAGGAAGCCAUCAAAAAAUGACACAGAAGCAUCUUUAAAAUGUCUCGAUUUCAGUGAAGUGUGUCAGUCUUAUGAAUUAAGUUCACACAGCAAAGACAACAGCAAUGAAGUUAGAGACUCAAUGAAGACUCCACAUGACUCAGUCAGUGCAGAAAAUGAGGUGCCUGAUGCAGAAAGACUGGCGUUCACCUACUUUGUCCAAGCUCUUAAGCAACAGAUGUGUGAAGAAACUGAAGUAUGUCCAGCUCGAAACUUUCUACUCCAUGUGGGACACAUGCAACAAAUACAGGAGUCAAAAGACCAAGAGUCAGCAAAAAUCCCAUUUCAGGGCAGUGUGGUGUAUGAUACUGAGUCUUUAGAAGCUUCAGAUGAAUUGGUGGUAUCUUCAGUAGUUACGAAGACUGAAAGUCCUAGAAAGCAGUUCUUUGCUGCCAUAAGCAGUAUUAGUGAUGAUAAACAAAUAUAUAGCACUUUACAAGAAGUCAAAAGGCCAAAGAUUUCUAAGAAUGAUGAUUCAGAGCAUAUGAAGACUAUGGCCUCAGAAGUGGAAAGCCUGAGUGUUCAUUUAGGGUCUCGCAUUGAAUUGUCAGCAGAUAAUACCCCUCUUGUUCCUUUUCCUCUCUCACUACCACAAGCUAAAAGCUUUGCUAAGGAUGAUGAAAUCCAUGGUGCCUUUAGAAACACAUGCAAAUCAAAAAGACUUUUCCCAGUAAAGCAGCAGACAAAAAGGAAGUGCGUAAAAACUCCCACAUGGGAUGAACUUAAAACUGUGAGAGAGAAUAAAAAAGUUAAAAGCUCAGCUUUUAAAAGGAAUUCCCCUGAUGCUGUUCCUAUGCAAGAACACAACCUUCUCAGCCCUAUAUAUUUUGCACGUACACGAUCAGCAAAGAAAGUAGAAAUAGCCAGGAGACUGAACCUCAUGUCAAAGAAGAAAGCCAAUAAGUGCAGUUUGUUGAACCGUUUGAAACUUAGUAAAUGUACCAAAGAACCAACACUACUAAGCAGACUGUCUACAAUGGCCAGUAAUUUACUGGCCUUACCCAAAAGCAGCCACAAGUUAAAGACUCUGCAAUGUUCCUCUGAACUACCAAUGAUUGAAAGGUCCAGACAAACUAGAUCUAAAAGACUACUAGAAGUUUUUUCAUGCAUUAACAUGAAGAUAAAAUCUCAGCAGGGUGAUGGCUUGUGCACCAAAAUGUUCAGCUUUCAGCCAUUGGCACUUUAUCCUGUAGUCUCUUCCAAAAUGUACAUUUUAGACUUAAGUAGCAACAUUCCAUCAGUCUUCAAUACUCCCAUUUCCCCAAUUUCUUUUCACAUAAAUUUGGACUUUGAUUCUUUGAUAAACCUCACAGGGAUUACAUCCCAACAUUGUGUACCUGAUAGACCAGCUUUAGGAGAGGCACUAGUACAUCCGUGUCAGCCUUCAAAAUGGACUUUCUCUUUCCUCCUGCCCCAAAGCUGCUCAGAUAUAACAGCUUUCAGGGAAGACACCAAACUCAGUAAUGAGCUGCACUCUUCUGGUCUGUCUCUAACCACCACAGAGGCUGUAACCUCUAGUGAUAAUUGUAGGAGAAAUCCCAUAGCUAAAAGAGCAGGGUGCUCCAUGCUUGGCCUUCACACAGUGCUAGCACUUUCUUCCCCUCAAUGUUACAGGAUCUGGACAAGAAGAAGAAAUGUAACCAGUCGAAUUCCUACUGUCCAGAGACUUUUUAUAUCGCAAAUCACACAGGGCUUGACAGGGUUAAGGUCUCCAAAUUCCGUAUCAGAUGACCUCUUCUCUUCAUUGCCCAACUCACUGGGCAAGGUACUUGCCUUAUGGAUCCAGCAUGGCCCUUCUGCCUGUCCCUCCGAAUUCACUCCUCUCCAUUCCAAUCACUGCAAGUGGCAGCCAAGUCUGGGCAUCGAGAGCAGUUAUGUUGUGUUACCACACAUGACUGUCCUGGGACCCAAAGCUGCAAGGACCACGGGUGUGGACAUAAGGCUGGAACAUUCGCUCUCUGAUUGGCUACCAAAAUCUUGCAUGUUUCCAGAAUUGGCAAUAUCUCCACUCAGGCUUUCAGUACCUGAAUUUCAGGUCCAUCCCUUUGAUGCCCUCGAUGCUUCUCUCUCACUAUGUCCCACAUCCCAGAGGGACACUGAACUGAAAAAAGCAGAGCCAGAAAAGAAGCCAAAGAGAGUUUCUCAGAUCCGCAUCCGAAAGACUGUUCCCAAGCCAGAUCCUAACCUUACCCCCAUGGGACUCCCCAGACGAAAAAGGCUGAAGAAGAAAGAAUUUAGUUUAGAAGAAAUUUACACAAACAAGAACUACAAGUCCCCUCCAAUGACCAGAUGUCUGGAAACCAUCUUUGAGGAGCCCAAGGAGAAAAAUGGAUCUUUGAUCUCUAUCAGCCAGCAGAAGAGGAAGCGGAUUCUGGAGUUUCAGGACUUCACUAUUCCCCGGAAGAGGAAGACACGAAGCAGAGUCAAAGUGGCGGGUAGUUUCACACGAGCCAAAAAGGCUGCAGUGCAGGGCAGAGAGAUAGAUGCCCUCCUUGUUCAGAAACUAAUGGAUCUUGAUGCCUUCUUUGCAGCGGAGGAUGAAAAGGAGCAAUCAUCUGGAAGCUGAGGGAAGAAUUGAGCAGGAAAUGGCUUAGUUCCUUUAAUGCUUUGAUCCACUUGGGAGGGAUCUGCCUGUCUCUCCAGACCUUACCAACCACUCAGUUCUAAUACCUGAUGAUCAGUUGUUGGCUGCCACCCCCUUUGAGGUGCUAGUGUGUAUGUACACUAUAAUGUGCUCUUCCUCCCCAGCCUCUUUAGAAAUUAUGGCUAAUGUUUAAACACCUCCUGCAGGUGUGAUGAGGAGAAUAAAGGAGGAAAUAGUACAUUUUCCAUGACACUAGGAUUCUAAAUACACCUGAAACUUUUGCACAUUUGAGACUGCUGUUUACUGCAGUGGCUUGUCCAGACAACUUGAUGACAGAGAGGGUACUGGGACAGAGCUGAGUUCAGGUAGCUGGGUUCUUGAGACCACAGGAUUCUUAAAUUAAAGAAAAGUAGUUUGGGGAGGGGGAGGGUUAAUUUCUUCCAUGUCUCUGUGCCCAGAAGUUUUCUUCUGAUUGUUGUCCUUCCUGCACUCAGUCAGCAGCAGCCAUAUGUAACCAGGUCUUACAUAAGUUGCACUUUGUAUGUGUUUUUCUUCAUUUGCUGCAUGAAAGGCGCCUUGUACUCUUACUUAUGUUGGACUUUUAUAAAAUCACACAAUAAGAAAAAUAAUACUAAAUGCUAAGCUCUAGCCAAUUGUAGAAUGGAUUUGUUAAACCUGGUUUGCUGGUGCUUUGCUUUUGGAGGGAAAGGGGGAAGGAUCAGUAGUAGCAAGAGGACAUAAUUAAUGUUCAGUUAGCAAAAGUACCCUCAGAUAUAUGGCACCAGGAAUUUCAGUGUGAGGUUUUAAUUCUGACAGAAAAGGAUCUCAACAAAUCAAGCAGGUUUUUUAAUCUCAUUUUUCUACCAUUUUAACUUAGCAUUCUAGUUUGGGAUAGAGCUUCAUGUAGCUUUUAUAAUUAGAAAUUAGUGUGCAGCAAUGUUGUAUAUAAUAGCUAGUGUUAUACAAAGAGGAGGAUUGGGUGAAUCUAAUGCUUAGAAAGUGUUUGGAUUUUUUAAUAUUUAAGGCCAUUAGUAAUCUGAAGUAGCAUUGGGAAGUCUCAGCCAUACUUUAGAGGGAUCAGUGCUCCCCUCUCAGAUCCUUACUUGAAGCUGUGAUUCAGGUAAUUUCUGUUCUCCAGUGCCUACAGAAGUUAUUCAGGCAAAGCUUAAUGACAUGAUGUCAUUGCUGAUAUGCUCAAAUGUUAACAGUUCCAUUCUUUCUUCUCCCUGCCACUUGUAACUUGCACUUUUUUACCUUUGUACCCCCUACAGCAACUCUCUAUUUACCUUCCAAAUCCGUGUCAGACAUCUAAAGCAAAUGAGCUUUGUGAUCUAGUCCAAACAUGAGGUUGAAAAUACCUUGUUCUAUCUUUUGCUGCUCUGCCAGCUUCUAUUUAUUUAUUUAUUUUGUCCUGACCAGAACUUAAAUUCAAGAACUUUGAACAAGCAGGAAAUGUCAGGUAUCACCAUGUGAGACUUCAGGGAAUAAGUUCUAGGUUUGUUCUGUUCCUAGUUCAUUUGCUGGGAUUCUUCCACAGUUUACACCAUUGUUGUGGAGGCUGAUCAUCGUCACCUAGUGAGGAAAAUUGAAAUAGAGACAUGCAAACUACCACUUUGAUGGUUUUAUGCUGGCGGAGGCGGACUUUGGCUCUAUUGAUGUAUGAUUUUUUUUGGGGGGGGGGCUACUACUGUGCAGGUCCAGUUAAUAGUAGCCUCAACAUGAUACCUUAGUCUAUCCUUACCAUAUUCCGAUAGGGAUCCCUGAAAGUAUCUCUUCAUAGUACUGUGGACAUUGUCUUCUGAAAUGUUUUUUAAUCUCCCCAUACAUUCAUGACUUCAGCACUGAUAUUAACUGACUGGAACAGGAGUGGCCAAGCCGCAGCUCUGAAACCACAUGCGGUAUUUGCUAGUUCUGAGCCACACGCCUGGACUGCUCUACACACACACCCUAGUGCCCAAAGGGAGAAGUGCGUGGCAAUGGCAGUGGACCCAGGCAUUGGGUUAAAGCAUGUGGAGGGCUAGGGCUGCCAGGCUCUGGGGGAGAAGGGGAAAUUGGGUUAGCAGGGAGGGCUGGAGAUGCCUGGCUCUGCAGGAGGGAGAGGGUAUUGGGUUAGAGCAGGGCUCUGGGUGUGCCUAGCUCUGGGGGAGAGGAGGAGGAUUGGGUUGGGGGGAAGGGAGCUGAAGCACCUUAAAUCAAAGUCUUUAUGGAUGCAGAAUAAAGCAACCAACACAGAUGUACUAUUUAAAUUCCAGGGC